AUGGAUGAUCUCUCGGGAUUGAAUUGGUCGUCGUCGACCAACACGACGAACAACAAGCCGCCGCCGAUGAACCCCUCGGGCGCCAACUACUUCGGCUCCAUGCGACCGGCCAACUCAACACCAUCCCCCUUUCCCUCUGGCCGUAACACGCCUCUGUCCGCCCAAGGAUCAGGAGCCGUGGCUGCGAAACCUCCACCCGCGAAGCCGCCAGCCGAUAGUUUCAGCAACUUGAUGAGCUUUGGUGGUGCCGGGGCUGCGAAACCGACAUCGAAACUCACCUUGCUGGAACAGCAGCAGCGACUCGAGGCUGAGAAGAGGAAGAAGGAGGAGGAGAGGAAGAAACAAGCGCAGGCGCAAUUUGGCGGUGGUUUCUUGGAUACGCUGGGAUCGGGCUCAGUAUCGAGGACGACGUCCCCUGGCAUACUGUCCCCUGGCUCUUCUACGGGCAAGAAGGCCAGUGAUGAUGACGACCUCUUCGCGGCGUUCAACUCUGAGACCAAGGUCGACAAUGCUAGCCACUACCCUCCGCCUCCUCAGAAGAGCCUCUCGCCUGCGAUCGCCCCUGGCUUGGACCUCAGCAACCCAACCGCAUGGAAUCAGGCGCCUGCCCCUGCCAAUGGCGGCUUUGGGGACGACGACGAUCCGUUUGGUCUGAACCAACUGAAGCCCAAGGCCGCAUCUCCAGCACCCCCUCCGACGAACGAUGAUGAUGACGACUUCCUCGGAGACCUAGCCCGUCCGGUCGAAGAAGUUCGGCGCAAGCAACCCACCCCACAGCCCAAGGGGCCUGAGCCCGGAAAACCCAUUGAGGCAUCUGACUCCAGCUCAGAUGAUGAACGGCAGCCAGCUCCCAGGGGCGAGAUGGCCGAAUUUGACAAGGCUGUCGCACAGCUCGUCGAUUACGGCUUCACCCCUGAAAACGCUCGAAGGGGUUUAACAGAGAGUGGUGCGGGGUUGAAUGUGCAAGCAGCGGCCAACUGGCUUUUGGACGAUGCUCACCGACAAGCCAAGGCGAAGGCUCAAGGAAAGGAUCCAGCCGCUGCUUCAAGGAGAGGACGAGAUGAUGGUGGCAGACAGGAUAGUCAAAGACGGGCUGACACCAGAUCCCCUGCCGGUGAAGCUGACUUCUCAAAGACUGCGGCGGCUAUGGGAAAUAGCCUUUUCAAAACAGCCAACUCUCUCUGGAAGACUAGCAAGAAGCAGGUGGCGGCUGCAGUGGCAGACUUUAACCAACCCGAGGGCGACCCUAGCCAGCCGAAAUGGAUGCGCUCAGCACAAGCUGAUCGUGCUCAGCCUGAGCGGCGGGUGGCCGAGGCUACAGACGAGGCUAUGAUGCUGGAGUCUGGCGGUCGACCACAAAGAAAAGCCGGGCAAUCGUCGCAGUCUUCGAGACCAGAGGCCCCUCGCCGGACAGCAUCCCCAAGAGACCAGUCUCCUGCGGCAUCGGCCCCGUCAAGCGGCAGAGGCACUCCGGUACCCAGAUGGCAGCAGCAGAGCGGCCCAGCAAUACCGGAUUCAAGAAGUCGCGCAAGCAAGCUGGCAAUGGCGGACGACAGCGCGGCUUCGUAUGUCAGCCCUGCUAGGAGGAAGAAGGCGACACCUCAGCCGGAAGCGCCUGCGUCCCAGCAGGAGGACCCGGACCUGCUUUUCGGUUCACAAGCUCCGAAGCCCUCGCAAUCACUCCCUCAUCGCCCAGCUCAAUCAUCGCAGCCAUCACGACCCGUCCAGCCCUCCCAAGCCUCGCGGCCUGCAAGACCUCCAUCUCCCAAGCCAGCCCCUCGUCCCGCUCGUCAAAUCCCACCCAUUACACCUGCGGCGGUACAACAGUCAACAAAACACCGUCUCGAUGGAACUGCUCACUUCAAGAGAGGAGAUUACGGCGCAGCUCAUUCAUCUUAUACGUCAUCACUAUCUGCUGUGCCAUCUUCGCAUCCUCUUGCGAUUGUUAUCCUCACAAACCGCGCGUUGACAUCGUUGAAGAACGGCGAACCCAAGCGUGCUGUUGAAGACGCUGAUGCUGCACUCAAGAUCAUUGGUCCUGGUGGAGGUCAAGGCGAGCAGGUGUCUGUUGUGGGCGACACCGGCACCCAGGAGAAUCGCGAUAUGCGGGAUCUGUACGGCAAGGCAUUGAGCCGCAAGGCCGAGGCCCUCGAACAGAUGGAGCGAUGGGGCGAUGCCCACGCCGUCUGGUCAACCUGCGUGAAGAACGGCGUCGGCGGUCCUACCGCUAUCUCUGGCCGACAAAGAUGCCAGUCAGCCCUGGCUCCCAAGCCCAAGCCCAAGCCUAGACCAGCCGCUACUGCUCCUGCUCGGCCACGCCCUGUAGCAGCUUCUGCUAAGAACAUGGAAGCCGUGGAGCGCUUGCGCAAGCAGAAUCAAGCAGCGGCGCAAGAAGACGAUGAGAAGUUUGCGCUGUCGGAGAAGGUUGACGCCAAGAUUGCGGCAUGGAGAGAUGGCAAGAGAGAUAACCUGCGUGCUCUCAUCGGUAGCUUGGACUCGGUUCUCUGGGAAAACAGCGGAUGGAAGAAGGUUGGGCUGCACGAGCUUGUCAUGGCCAACAAGGUGAAGAUUCACUACAUGAAGGCCAUUGCUAAGUGUCAUCCCGAUAAGCUUCCACAAGACGCUAGCACGGAGGUGAGACUUAUCGCUGCUACGGUCUUUGCGACGUUGAAUGAGAGUUGGGAUAAGUUCAAGUCCGAGAACGGAUUCUGGGGGCAUUUAUCCCGAAUGCAAGCGGGCAAGCAAGCAUUGACGAAGGAAGUGAAUAUUCGAAGCCAUGUUUGA
Messenger RNA from Colletotrichum lupini, 2784 nucleotides. RefSeq names its product UBA/TS-N domain-containing protein. The transcript is spliced from 3 exons. Gene Ontology annotation, cellular component: cytoplasm; vesicle; intracellular membrane-bounded organelle. Gene Ontology annotation, biological process: clathrin coat disassembly; clathrin-dependent endocytosis. The coding region runs from base 1 to 2784 and encodes 927 amino acids. The record is from RefSeq and is a predicted model, not a curated record. Gene Ontology annotation, molecular function: clathrin binding. NCBI's taxonomy places the organism in Eukaryota, Fungi, Ascomycota, Sordariomycetes, Glomerellales, Glomerellaceae.